Molecule: messenger RNA, 744 nt
Organism: Naegleria lovaniensis
Lineage: Eukaryota; Heterolobosea; Eutetramitea; Acrasida; Naegleriidae
Exons: 1
Coding region: 1-744 (247 amino acids)
Source: RefSeq, a predicted model, not a curated record
AUGAAAGAAGUGAUUCAAAUAGAAGCAUUGGAGAUUAUCACUGAGCGACAAGUGGAGUAUUCUCAACGAUUUUCUCCCUUUUACCGAUCGCAAGUGUCUUUAAACCAUGUUCAUAGAGCAAUUCCAACAGGUGACUGGCAAUGGGACGGGCAUGGGUUGAGCAAUGAACAUCACUCCCCAAUUUCCAACUUGAAAGAAUUUUCCAUAUUUACAAGCUCUCUCACUCUCGUGAAAAUUAUUCCACAAUUGCCCAAAUUAACACGACUCUGCCUUCAGGUUACCGGUAAUUUAGAAAUUCAAAUUUUUGAUAUGGCCUCAAUAAUUUCUUGCACGUUGCAUGACCUCAAAUAUCUAAGAAUUGAACUUCAAGGGAUUAGUCAUUCGUUAUCCAAAAGUGGCCAAAAAUAUCCAAUUUCUAUCAUGAACAAUAUUGAACAAUGUGUGCUCAAUGUUAGAAGUUUGUUUGCCAGUAACUAUGAAGAUAUUGUUGGAGCCAUAGUGUUGUUUUACAUUAUCAGUUUUCGUGGACUAUUUUCAUUUUCGUGUUUAUAUAAUGAUGCUUUUGUUCAACCCUUGCUUGAUCAGGCAAAUCAAUCAAAUAACAGUGUUGAGGAGUUGUUGGAAAUGUGUUUGGAUAAAGUAAUACAAGAUUGCAUUUUCGAGGAAAAAUCAGACCAAACAUUUAUGGCCAACCUGAAAGAGGCAUUUAUUAAGGAAAUGAUUGAAAAGGCAAUUGAAAGAUAA